GUGUGUGUAUGUGCCUGUGCCUGUGUAUGUGCGUGUGCGUGUGUGUGCCUCUGUAUGUGCCCGCUAGAUGGCGCUGCUCUGCGAGCUGGCGGCUCAUUUAGUUAUUGCGCGCCGCGCUCCUCUGAUUGUUGCUAAUAAAACGCGCAAAGCCGAAUUAUAUAGCUAAGCAACAACAACAAAUAAAUUUCAAUUUAUUACUUAGCAUAACAAAAUCAACAACAGCAGCAACAACAACAACAUCGACAGCAAUCGCAGCAGCAACAAUUGCUACAACUGUUUCGCGCUUUUCGGUUUACGGUUUGUCGGUUGUCGUCGUCGUCGCCACCGUCGCAGUUCGUCAUUUGAGUUGCACCUGUAACGGUCGCAGCGGUUCGCUAUGUAUCGUCGUCGUCGUUUGGCAGCCGCUAGUUUCAUCUUCGAAGUGGGCAAAUCGCAGCAACAAUUGCCAAUAACCAGCAGCAACAGCAACUCUAACUAAAAAAAACAAAAAAUAUAUAUAUAUAUAUAUAUAAAAACAUUAAAUUAAAAUACCAAAAACAAAAAAUUUAAAUAUAUACUAGCACAUAUAUCAUUUUCUUCGUCCACAAAUAAUCCAAGAGUAAUUGUCAGCAAAACUGGAUUAUUUGCUGAAAACUUUGCGCACGCUGAAAUCCAAUUCGAUUAUGGCCGAGAAUCAAAGCGCUGCUAACGAAGAUUCCGGUCAGCAACAACAGCAACAACAGCAACAGCAGCAACAUCAACAACAACAUCAGCAUCAGCUCAGCACAGCAGCAACAAUUGCAAAUAGCGGUCAGGCCAGCGGCAGCAAUUCGGCAGCCUCAUCGCCCGAAAGUUCACAGGAGACGCACAGCAUCGUAGCCAACACAGCAGCAACAGCAACAUCAACAGUAGUAGCAGCAGCAGCAACAACAACAACAACAGCAGCGGGAGUACGCCGGUCGAGCAAUAUACCACAGCAACAGCAACGCGCCAGCAUCAACAUGUUCGAUCGCCAUCUGAAUGCAAAGUUCAAGCCCACAGGUGGGGCAGCUGCUGGUGCGGGCAAUGCGCCCGCUCGUCGCAAUUCCAUACAGACGCCGGGGCGUGGCGUUGUGGGCGUGGUUGGCACCACCAGCAUCAAGAAGCCGCCGUUGACCAAGGUCAAUUCGCUGAGCGGCAGCGGGCAACAUCAUCAUCAUCAUGUCUCGCACUUGCAUCAUCAGCAGGCGCAUGCGCAUCAGAACAACAGCAACAAUAGCAACAACAGCAACAGCACCAACAACAGUAACAACAUUCAGCGCACCACCAGCGAAAGCCUGCGCUUGAAUGCGUUGAGUCGCGGCAAUGCAACGCCAGCAACAGCAACAGUUGCUGACGGCAGCGUGAGUGUAUCGCGUGCCAGCAGCAACAGCAGCUUGUCGCUGGCGCCGAAAUCGAGCAGCAGCAAUCACUCGACGGCGACAACGGCCACAGCGGCAACUAGCAGCAGCAGCAACAGCAGCACCAACACCAGCCAUGCUGCUGGCAACAACAAGCCCAGCUCGCCCAACAACAAUGGCGGUGCGCUGCGUAACAUUACAGCGCCAUGGCCACAGCAGCAGCAGCAACAGCAGCAGCAGCAGUCGGCGCAUCAUGGGCACCAUCAUCAUCACCAGCAUCAUCAUCAUCCGCAUCACACCAGCCACAGCCAGGGACAUCAGUCAACAGCAGCCACAGCAGCAGCAGCAGCUGCAACUAAUGCAGCCGCAGCAUCUUCUGUCGGCGGCAACAAUCGCAAACCAAAGACGACUUCCUCAUUUCAAAUCACCUCGGUGACUGUGGGUCACGCCAAGCUGAAUGCUGCCGGCGACACGGGCGACGAGUCUGCCGAUGAUCUAGAUGAAUCUCAUACGGAUGACAAUAGUCGGAUUACAGAUCUAGAGAAUGAAACGCCAUCCAUGUCGGAGGACACGUUCUCCAAGGAGGAAGUCUUCUUUGCCAACAAUGCAUUGAGCACCACAGCGCCGGUGAUACCCACCAGUUCACAGUACGGCCUCGUUGUGGUAGACCCGAUUGGCCCAGCGCUGGGCCAGACCAUACAGAACGUCCAGGUGAACGUCUCGGAUAAUAUCAUCAAUGUGGUUAGCGCGGCGGUGACGCCAGGCGGCACCAAGAAAAAGGAAGACAUGAAGGAGACGCAACAUCGCAGCGAACGCUUUAAGGUGGUCAAGAUCGAGUCGACGGAGCCGUUCAAGCGUGGCCGCUGGAUGUGCAUGGAUUAUCUGGAUCACUCGAGUGUGGGUGCGGCCAAUAACAAUGAAAAGACUGGUAACACGGAAGGCACAUCGGCAAGUGUUGGUGCUGGUGUGGGUGUUGGUGCUGGUGGCAUCGGGCCCGGCAGCAACAUGCUGGAGGGUGGCUGCGAUAUCCCAAAGACAACGCAGAGCAUGAUUUUGCCGCCGAGUAUGCUGCACGAGAAUCACUUGGAGGCGGCCUCGGCGGAUGCCAAUUGGAAUUAUUCCGACCAGCAGCAGCAGCAGCAGCAGACGCAACAGCAACAGUUGCAGGCGGGCGCUGGCAAUGGGGCAGCAACAAUUGGCGGUGCGGCGACUGGCAUACACAUGACGGGCACGCCCAGCGGUGUAAUGACCGCCCCUGCCACUGUGGUGCAUGGCAUGCAGCAAUUUGUAAAUGCGGCCAACAGCGAAGCGCAGCAACAACAGCAGCAGCAGCAACAACAACAACAGCAGCAACUCUAUGACAGCGUCAAUGCUAAUGCAGGCACGCCCAAUGCCAAUGCGGAGGGGUCGCAGCAUGGUCAAACGUUGCCAAUGGACUAUGCCACAGCAGCGGCCCAACAGCUGCAACAGUCGCUGCAGCAGCUGAAGCAACAGGAGCUCGCAGCAGCAGCAGCUGCGGCCGCUGCGGCAGCAAUGGAUGUGGCAGGCAAUACGAGUGCAGGCUAUUUGCCGGCCACGAGCGGCAGCAACAACAGCAGCAGCAAUAACAAUAACAACAACAGCAACACAAAUGUUGCUAGCACAGGAGCAACAGUUGUUGUCGGGGAGAGCAACAUGAGCAACAGCUAUGUGGAACAGCAGCAGCAGCAGCCAUUGUCGCCGGCCACGCAAACGCCUCAGGCACCGCCGCCCACAUUUGCAGCAGUUGCUGCCGGGCAGCAACAGCCACCGCCGAACUUCCAGUUGGAGCCGCAGCAACAACAACAACAACAGCCACAGGCAACAUCGCAAAUCGAUGGCAUUGCACCGGCCACUGCAGCAUUCCCAGCUGCAACAGCAGCAGCAGCAGCCGUAGCAGCGGCAAAUCAGACUUCAAACACUUCCACUAGCACAGCAGCAACAGUUGCCGGCACAGCAACAGCAGUGGCAGCAGCCACUGUAGUUAAUGCAGCAGCAACAGUUGCAGCUGGCCAAACGUUGCCAUUGCUGACGCAUCUGAACAAUUACGAGCCAACAACUGUUGCAGCAACACCAGCAGCAAUACCUGCAAUGCAGUUGCAAAGCGCGCCAGCAACAAUUGCCGAUGUGCAGCAGUUGGUGCUUGACGAGCAGCAGCAACAAGCCGCAGCAGCAGCAGCAGUAACAACAUCAUCACAGACUCAACCACAAUUACCGCCAACAAAUAUCGCGAGUGUCAGUGCCAACAGCAAUGUGAAUUUAACAAAUGCAACUGCAACAGCAGUGGAUGCAACGACAACAUCGCUUGCAUUGAGCGACGAACAGCAACAAUCGACAUCAGUGGCAACUGCAGCAGCAGCAGCAGCAACAUCGGCUGCUUCUACAACAGCCGCAGCAACAGCAGCAGCAACAUCAUCAACAACAACACAGCAACAAAUACAACAGCUACAGCAGCAACCAAAUGCAGAAUCAGAGACUGAAAGGUAUGUGAACUCUUUUAAAUGUACUUGAUUUAUGAUAAGCCUGGGCUGUGGGUAAGUGAAAACCCAUUAAUUAUUUAAUUGGGACUAUUUGAUUUGCUAGAAAGUUGACUUUUCUGACAAUUAUUUGAUCUAAAUGGAAACUAGAAACUGUUUAUUGAAAAUAAUAUUAUUCAAUAAAUCAAUUGUAAUUAUUAAACCUUAAAAAUUUGCAAUAUUUUUGCAAUAGAAAUUAUAUGAAAUUAAAUCUAAUAGACUCAAAAGAGUACAAGCCAGAUUUAGAAUUUGUUUUCAAGCAAUCAAUUUUAUACAAUUAACCUAAAAAAUAUAAAACCUCAACUUUUUUUUUCUGACAUAAAUCAUUUGUUAAUGUGAACUUUUGCAACACGACUUAUCAUAAGUCCACAAACUCUAUAAUAAUAGUAAUCAAAGUAUAUAUCAAAAUUAUAAUCGCCUGAGUAUCAAUCAAAGUCAACAACGCUCAGAUUUCUCAAACGAUGACGAAACUUGUAAAACCACUUUUUAUAAACAAAGAAAAACACGUCGAAGCGCUGUAAUUUGUAUAAUUAGGAGUUGCCAGCGUUAGAUGACUAUCCCCUGCUUGUAUUGCAUAGCAUUAAAUGCACACCCACAUUUUGCGAUUUUGCAAUUGUCAUAUAGUCAGACAGUUAAUGAACUAUAAUAUAGCAGAAACAAGGAACCACGACCAGGAAAUGGGUGAAGCCAAGACAAAAGAACAAGAUGUAAGCUAACAAAUCGAUGUGAUUACAUUGGGUAUUAAAGCAAACAGAGAGAGAGAGAGAGAUAGAGAGAGAGAGGGUGAAUGUUUAUGAGUGAAGUUUGACUGAUAGAUAUCCUAUAUUAUCAGGAAAUGAUGAGACGUAAAUAAACAAUUCAAUAUGAUAAAUAAAUGAAAAAAUAUACAAACGUAGAUGCUUGGGCAGAUUUUUUAAAACUAAGACAUUCUGAAAUUGUGGAAGUGGAUGAGCGACAGGGAGGUAGAGCGAGGAAAAAGAAUGAGCAGACGUUUAUUCAAAAUGGAAAGCAGCUUGAUCUUUCUUAUAAUAACUCAUCGAGUUGAGGGCUAUUGUUUUAAUGUUAGGAAAAGUGAUCUAGAAUCAUUGAAUCGAUAAUUAUCGAUCUAAGAAAAAGCAUAAACAAAUCUUUGCAACUAACCAUAAAUAUUUACCAGAGGGUCAAAUAUCCCAGAGUAUGACAUUUCCUUUAACUCAAGUUUUGCAGACAACAAACGAUAACGUUUUUUUUUUAUCGAUUGUUGUUAUAAUAAAAAUUUAUCGUUAGAAGGCUAAGUGUAGGAAAACAAUGUAUUCAGAAAAAAACUAUGUCGUCUGUAAUUAGUUCGAUAUUCCGGAAUAAGAAGAACAGGAAAAGAGAUUUUACAAAUCGAUAAUUAUCGAUUUAUAUAAAAAUCAAUUUCUUUGCUAAAGAGAAAUCCCUAUUCUGUCUCACAAUUUUGCAAGCAGUUAAACCAGUUGUGCUUCAACCUGUUACAAACAACUGAGCAGCUGCUACAGACCCCUGAUGUAUUGAUUUUCAAUAGUUACAGGGUACAAAGACAGCGACAAUAUAAAGAAAACAACAAUAGUCAACUACGACGCCACAUUGUCUGGCACGAAUCGUUGUUUACAAAGGGACAGCAAGACAGCAGAAUGAGAGGGAACGUUAAUUUCCACAGCGUGAACAGAUACACGCUUACAGAUACAGAUACAGAUACAGAUACACAGCUGUAGAAAUAGAUACAACUUAUGUACAUCGGCUGGCGUCGUAAAUUGCAUUUAAAUGGCUGCCAGUUAAACUGCCAAUAAAUGUAGCAAACUCUGCUCUGCCUCCACUGGAUGCCCACCGAGUGGAUAUAGUUCGUGGCCCGCGGGGCGAUUUUCAUCAUCUGAGUUUUCACUAACUAGCGACACGUGCGACUCGGCUUCGAGCAAAGCAAUUUCAUUGUUAUCAUUAUUAUUGCAUUGCAAUUCCAUUAUUUAACAGUAUAGCAGCGACAAUGCAUUCGCUGCGGGUGGGGCUAGGAAACUUCUUGUGGAUAUCUUUGAUCCAUUGCUCCAGGAAAUUCUUUGUAAAUAACUGUUACUGUGUAUACUGUAUAUUAAUAUAAAUGUUUUUAGUUCUUUGUAUAUAUAUAUAAUGUUCAUAGUCUAAUACUAUCUACGGCAAUGGUAUUUGCUUAAGGAGUGUAACCAAUUUCCUCUCUGGUGCUGUUUCUUCCUUCCUUAACUCUAUAGAAGCAAAUAUUUCCUAGCUGUAUUUGAUAUUAAGUAAAUUCCAUUUGAUUAAGUAUCAGGUCAAUGUAUUUAGUCUUUAUCUUGCUUUCUAUUCUAUGCUCAAUAAAGUAUUGAAUAUAGCAUAUUAUUUUAUUCCUCAUCCAUAAACGUUUUACUGGUAGUUUCGUAUAAGCGAGUCUCGAGUUUCGAUGAAUUUAUUUAAAUUAUCCAUGAAAAUAAAAUGUAAGCAAUCUUUUCUUAUAUAUCUAAGCUCUUUGAAUAUUAAUUUAGUUGUUAUGGGAUUUAUUCUAAUGAUUUGAUUGUUUUUUCUAAUCAAAACAGUUCAAGCACUCCUCGCAAAUAAAGCUUCAGUUUGGUGCAUAUGGUUGCGCUCAUUUGCAUUUUAAUGAAGCUAAGGUCCUAAGGCCAAUUAAUUUGAUUAAUUACUGUAUUUUUUAUUAAUCAUAUUUUUUAUACAAAUUUAAGAAUUCUUAUAUAACCAAAUACGUAUAAGAAAUUAUAUGUAUUCUAAAUUCAUUUCUUACUUAUAUUUCUAUAAACUUUUAUUAAUCGAAGCUGAACUUUGCCGCUUGCAAAAAGCGGUUUUGAUUAUUGAAUGUCAGAUUAAAAAAAAAAAGAAUAAUUAAAUACGCUUAAAGGUCAUAUUUAAUUGUUAAGCUAAUAGUUGAAAUAUGUUUAAUUAAUUUUUUUUAAUAGCCUCAGUGAAUUUUGAUUAGAGCUCAGCGAAUUUUGUUUAGAACUUAAAUGCCUUUAUGUUCAUUGAGGUAGAUGGCUUUACUUGCUAAAAUAUAUAAAGAAUAAAUAAUUGAUUCUAUUAGGCAGCUUUUCCACAAUGUACUUUCUUAUAUUUACUAACAUCUUAUAUAACCGCAAAGAGCUAAUUAAAGUUCCUGCUUGAUAUAAAUUAAACUUUGUGCCUCACAGUCAACAGUCACGAGCUUUCAUUCUGGAGGCCAUCUCUUUUGUUGACCCUUUGCUCGCACUGAGUACAAAAAUUAAUUACAUUUUGUUAGCCACGUGGCGAAUGUUUAUAUACAGUUACUUGUGUAAAGCGAGAGCUGCAUAUAUGAGUAUGUAUGUAUAUACCUACCUUUAUAUAUAUACUUAGUGCAAAAACAAUUUGCAGCACAUUCUGCUUGGACGUUUAUUUGGCCAAGCUAAUGAGCCGCCUGGCCAACACAGAAAACGACCCCAUGACUACAGGCUCUCUCUUUACACCCUCUAAAACAGCAGGGGAUGGGAGCUGGUUGGUUUGUUUUAUGUCGGCCGGGUGGUAAAAAUAAACCAAAGCUCUUGGCACAUGGUGUGCGCUUCAUUAGCCGCUACAAACAAAGCCAAAAUCAAGCAAAAAGUCCAAAAAUAAAAUGAAAAACGAUAUAUAUAAAACAGAAAACAUUUGCAGAGCGCUUAAGUUCAUUAUGGUAUCGGGUUUCAGAUGGUUCGCUUAUGACCUGAGCGGAACUUGGAGAGUCUAUAGACCCCAUUGAGACCUCUAGGGCUGCCCUAGGGGGGCCCUCUCUGUCUGUUCAGCUAUAGCUGUUGACGUGGCUAAUAUAUCGCAUAGAGACGCAGACAGUUUGGCGACGCGGCUAAAAACGCAAAAGAAAGCAAAUUAAACGAGUCUAGUUGGGAGUGAUUGACUAGAGAAUACCCUGUAUUGAUUGCUUUUACAUAUAUUUAUAUCAAAAUCAUGUUCAAGCUUUAUAAAUGAUUUACUAAAAAAAAUAAAUAUAAAUGUCUGAUUUAUUGCCAGAGGACCUGUUCGAUAUUUAUCGAUUUUGGACCGGUUUUUGGACGAUCAGACCACAAAUAUUCUCCUCAUAAUUAUAGUAAACUCCAUCAUAGGUCUACUACUGCUCGUUGAAUAAACCCUAACUACUCGCCAGUUAUUUACAGGAUAUCAAAACGAUUUUGCACAUAUUUCUACGCUUUUCUUUGUCUCUUUGCAUAAUUCUUAUGAAACACAGAGAGUCGGUAGAUCGGGAUAGUUCGAGCCAUGCAAUUUUCGCUUGCGAAAUUAAAAGCAAAAAAAAAGAAGCAGCGUAUAGCGAAAAAAAUAAUUAUGCAAAAUUCAGCGUAAUUUAUAUCAAUUAUGGUCGAAUAAGUCGAAUAUUGAUUGCACUCGCUGAGACAGUCACAUAAUAAACUUCAUUUGAGAUGGAAAUAGAGGAAAAUCAUAUAUAAGUCAAGUCUCUUUUAUGUCCUUAAAUAAAGUUUGUUCUCGAUAAUUUUAAUUUCCGUGUAAAUCGAGUUAUCGACUGUGUAAAUGAAUAAUCGACUCUAUUUUUCAGUGCUGCAAAAUACAACAAAAUGCUAAUUAUCUAAUUUCGAAAUAGUUAAGGAGUCUCCCUUUCAUCACUUAGUCAACAUGGCCUGAAAAGCACUCUGCAUUUGGAAAGAGUAAAAGCAUGGAACGCCCAUUUUGGCCUAAUUACAUAGCCAAGUUGCAAUUGACUUGAGUUCCGUUGCCAGUGCAACUGUGCAACAGUGCAACAAGCGGCGUCUGGCAAAUGGUUGCAACUUGCAACUUCAAAGGCAAAUGCCGCAACAGCAAAAACUUUAUUAGUUGCAAUUUGAUUUGAUGAUUGUUUUGCCUCGGCUUCUUCGUCUUCUGCUCGUUGUGUCUGCUUGAAUUUAAUUAUGUGCGAAUUGCCAAACAGCAGCAGCAGCCACUGUAGCGAGCGUGGCCUGUAGACAGCCUGCCUGCGGUUAUUUGUGCACAAACUGAAAUGAAAUGAUUUCCAACAUGAAUGCAAAACACAAAGUGGCUGCAACUUUGUGUGGCAUGUGGCAGAAAGGCUAACGAGUCUGCAGAUGAGAUAUUUAUGACAGAUAUAUAUGAUAUAUGAAAUAUAUUAUUUUGUAUACGCCAUAUAGACAUUAUAGCAUCUUACAGCCUUAAAGUAUGCCAAGAAUUCUAUUUAUAAUAAAAGGCUAGAAAUUUAUUUUAUGCUGAAAUAUUUAUAGAUAAGAUACUUUUUACAGACAAUAUUUAUAAAAUGUAGGCUAUCUCUUUCUAAAUGAUAUCAUUUAGUCAACUUUAAGUUGUUUAUAAUAAAAUAUUUGAUAAAAUAAAAUAAAAUAUUUGAUGAUACAUAUAAUGCUUGGGUAUACUCAAGCAAUUUCUGUAUCUGUACCUGUUUCUGUAUCAAAAUUGCUGAGUAUAUAUCUGACAAUAUACUCCACAUGCACUAUUUACCAUAUAUGAUUAAACUUCUUUUCAUAAUUUUCUGCAAGAACAAUGGAGUUGACGACCAUUAAAGUGGCAUUAAAAUACCCUCAUAUUAAAUGCACAUAAGCUAGGGUAUUUUUAAGUCUAUACUCUGCAUAUAUAUUUCAUGCUCAGUUUUGUUAUGACGCUUCAUUUGAAAAUAUUGCCAUAGUUUGUUUUUGUUUUUCGGUGCAAAUGGAGCAAUGAACUGCUCUUAGUAGGUCUCUUCCGUCCAGUCGCUUUCUGCCCCUUUCUCGCUCUAUAUCAUACUCUAGCCCUCUCUCUAUGUCUCUCCUCUACUCCCUCUGCAUCUUGCAGUCAAAUGUACAUUUGCAUUUGCGAGCUGUUGUUAUUCGACCGGAACUGUAAGCUCGUAGUGCCCAUUACGACAAUUGCAAAAAAAAAAAAAAAAAAAAGAAAGCAAAGC
Drosophila mojavensis is the source of this 9749-nucleotide messenger RNA. RefSeq names its product protein bunched, class 2/F/G isoform (gene bun). Gene Ontology annotation, biological process: regulation of transcription by RNA polymerase II. NCBI's taxonomy places the organism in Eukaryota, Metazoa, Arthropoda, Insecta, Diptera, Drosophilidae. Bases 663 to 3887 code for a protein of 1074 amino acids. The record is from RefSeq and is a predicted model, not a curated record. The transcript has 2 exons.